UUUCACAAUUUCAACUUUUCAUUUCGACAGUUGGCUCGAGAACAUUUCAAAAACUGAAGCACUAUGCGUACUAAAAAUGCUCCAAAGAAGCAGGAUAAUACUGAUAAUGGCCAAAAAUUUGUGAUUUCAAAGACGGAUUUCUCCAACCAACUCGCCGAGCUUGCUCCCAAAAUGAGCUUCACACCAGGCGCCAAGAAUGCUCUGCAAACCGCCGCCGAAGGUCUCAUGGAGGACAUGUUCAGGUCGGCGGGUCUUGUUGCCGCCGCAAAUGGGAAGAUCAAAGUGGAGAUGGUGCAUUUGGAAGUGAUAAAGAAGCAUUUUAUGAAUGUCUAGAGAAACAGAAAACUCGGGAAUAUUUAUUGAUAAAAAUCUAUGUAAAUUUAGAACAAUUUGAA
This is a messenger RNA of Caenorhabditis elegans, 395 nucleotides long. It is a transcript of the gene Y71A12B.23, whose product is annotated as Histone H2A/H2B/H3 domain-containing protein. The record is from RefSeq and is marked reviewed. Bases 64 to 333 code for a protein of 89 amino acids. The transcript is spliced from 3 exons. Lineage: Eukaryota; Metazoa; Nematoda; Chromadorea; Rhabditida; Rhabditidae.